AUGGCAAGGGCCACCUUUGCUGCCCUGGCUUUGCGUGCAAAGGUAGCACAGUCUGUGGAAGUCCUCGAGUGCUCAGGGCCUUGGACCUUGUUGCGAAGCCGCUUGUAUGCCAUAGCCAACCCCAAUGCACGUCAUUUUGCCAUCUCCGUGCAAGAAGCACUCUCAGUGGUGGCAGAUUUUCGGGAGGAACUGGAGUCAGAUACAGAUGCAGAGGUAGCAGACUGUCCACUUGGAAGUGUCGCCCUACAUAUUGUGGAAGGCCUUCAGCUUGACCGUGAGGAAGUGGCGACCUUGGAUUCAGACUUUGCGCUUCUCAACGCCUUUGGCUGGAGAACUCUGUUGAGAUCUGGCUGGCCAAUCUUCCAGCUCUUGCUCUUGCUGCACAAGCAUCUAUCCGGCGUAGCAGGCUGCUGCCAUGUUUGCUCUGGAACUGAGGGCUAUACAAGGAGCUUGCAAAUGGCUCUUCAACACCAGCCUUCCACAGGAGUUGGAUUGACUGCCAAGAGUCUAUCUUUCCUCAUGGAUGACAGCGCCGCUUCAUGUCCUUCACUUGCAUCAGCCGCCAUCCUGGCCAUUGCAUGGACCCGUCUUCCCGUCUACGACGUUGAGACCGAAGGUUUGGUGAUGCAGGCUGAGCAGCGCACGACGCUGAUGGAUUUGGUCUUGGCGGAUGCCAGUCACCCGCUGCCAUUGGUGGCAGCUCGCCUCUCUGCAGCCUCUCAGCUGUCAAUGCAUUUGCCUGAGCCAUCAGCUCCUGAGGAGUCUCCUCAUGAAGGUUGUGUGGUGCGGUUUGCCCAAACCCCGUCUGGCCGCUGCAACUUCUUUGCAACCAUACGGCAGGGGCUGGAACCGUGGUGGUCUCGUGGUAUCUACCUGGAGGACCAGGUCCGUGCCUUCCGGCCAACUACAGAUCAAAAGACAGUGCUCUUCCGCUUGAUCGGUGACCAGUUGGUGCAGGCAGCAGACAUUGUUUCAUUGAGUUUUGAGUUUCGAGGCAUUGCCUCCUUGCUGUCGCAGAAGCGCCAUGUUAAAGCUACCAAGGCAGGCGCUCUUCAAAAGGUUCCCAAAGAAGAGUUCCAUGACGUCGAGUUCAGAAUCCUGCAUGAGCACUUGCAAGAGCUGGAGAAAAGCGAGCUUGAGCUGGUUGCUGCGCAAGCUUCCAUCCACUUACCCAAGAAGCAGACAAAAAAACAAUUGAUUCUGAGGUUGCUCAAUCCACAACACCUUGAAGCUGUGAAGAAAGUGCUGGUUCCAGAAGAGAGACCCCCAGAAACCAUCAGACCAGAUUUGCUGAGAAAAGUUCAAUUGCAUGCGGCCAAAGCUGCCAAUUUGCGACCUCAGGGCGCAGGUCGCAGGCCAUUUGCCGCAGACGAAGGACAACAAAGUGCUAAACAAUCUCGAAUUGCAUCGGGCAUGCCCCUAGAGAUUUGCAAUGUUCGCGAGCCUUUGCAAAGCAGCAAGGCAAAAAGAAGAACCAUUGACGAACUGAACGCUGGAGACCGGCUCAGUGGGCGAGUAGUUGAGAUCUCCCUUCUCGAUGGCAUACGGGUUGACAUCGGCGUGGCAGUGGAUGCUUUGAUACCCGUUCGGAUGGAGGAGGACCCUGAGCUGCUGGAGAGGAUCGUGGAGACAUAUCCUUUGGGAAGUACCGUCCAGGUUCAGAUUGAGGAUGUGUCUCAAGAUCUGGAACGGCGAUUUCCUAUCAUUUGCACCUUUCAAAGGCAAGUGGUGGACCUCCCAGAGUGGCAAAUUGCGGGGAUGGCAUUGCGGGCCCACGAGGCUGGCAUUCACAGUCUCAGGGGGAGAGAUGAAGUUGAGCUCGCACAAUCAGACGACUGGCAGAAAGAGGCAGAAACACUGGAAGGCAACACUACAAAGACUAGUGCCCUCAAGGACGUGCCUCAGAGACAACCGCCAGAAGUGAUAAUGAGCAUUGGCUCUGGGAGCUUGGAAGCAAUUCAGGUGCCAGAGCAACAUCGCGCAGGUCAGGCCAAAAGUAAGCCAGCCGGGCCAGCCGCUAAGAAAGCCUGGCAAGCCUUGAUGAACCAUGAGGUCACGAAACUCAGGCUGCAGCUUCACUGCCGGCAGCGACUUGCACGAGAACUUGCUACGAUUGAAACUCAACUACUUCAAGGGAAUCAUCCAACUGUGCCCGUCGAGCUCCUAGGCAUGACCUUGCUGCCCAGCGGCUUGGGCUGCUUGCUGCCACUACCAGAUGGAGAUUGUUUGAAGUUUCAGGUUCGGGAAUUCGACACGGCUGAGCAAAUGCAUGAUUGGAUCGAGAGCUGCCACAGACAUCAUCGGGAACAAUGGUCACUGGAGCGGUCUCAGGUGGAGGGUGAAGGGCCGGAGAAGGAGCAAUUGGCGAAGUUUUUUGCAUGCGCCGAUGCAUGGCAUGCUCGAGCUGUUCAGGCAGCUGAAGAGGAGGAAAUCAGAAAGCUGCAGUACCAAAAUGUUCAGAGUGAUGACUCCGAUGAAGCCAUGGCACAUCUGGAGGAUUUGGUUUCUCAAAUGAAUCUCAGUCAAACAGGCUUCGACCUUGCUUGUUUGGCUGCAUAUGUGCGUUACAUCCACGGCAUCUCACGGGGUGGAACUCGUGAGAGUCGUGACAACAGGUCAUUCCUACCCACUCGCAUUUGGACGUUGAAUUCGGAGCUGCUGAACCUGCCUGCCUGGCACAUGCGCUUGAAGCCCAGGAGCAAACACUUUGAAAGGCCUGCAACUGUGGACAUUCCUGACUUCGAUAUGGUCUUGAACCAUGGCGAUUUGCCCUUGCUGAGGAAGUCCAUGGGCAAGCCACCCUUCUAUGGCCCCAUGGACAAGGAGGCACGCACUCCAGCCCCUCUCUUCAGCAUUUGCGCAUCCGAAGAUUUUUGGGACAUUCUUUUUCCAAACGUGUGCCGGCCUGCUUUAGUGAACAUGUCUGGGAUGUCUUCAAUACCGUGGGAGGACAAAUCCUCUAUUGCAUUUUGGAGGGGUACGGACCGUGGGGCGGUGAACUGGGCCAUCGAAGUGCGGGACAUGUACAAGGGCUCUCCCAGGAAGCGCUUCCUGGAUGAGUGGGCACAGAAGGACGAGUUUGAUAUGGCGUUUCUUGAAGAUGAUCUUUUGAACGCAACUGUGGUCAAUACAGAUCCCAGCUUUGUCCCCUUGGAUCAGUGGCCAAGAUGGCGCUAUUUGCUAGAUUUGCCCGGCAAUGGCUACUCCGGCUCUUUGAAACAGAAGCUAACGGCCAGCUCUGCUGUGCUCUUCCUGAAUGAUGUGAACGUGCCUGGAGCGAAGCCUGUCUAUGAACAUUAUCAUGGUGGACUCCAGGAUGGGGUACACGUUCUCUUGAUGGGCAUGGGCGAUGCUGGCGAAAAGGUCAAAUGGGCUCAAGAACAUGAUGCAGAAAUGCAGGAGAUGGUUCGCAAUGCAAACAGGUACAUGAAGGAUUUUGAGAAGCUGACGCAAUGCUACCUGUGGUUUCUGCUCACGCACUUGGCAUCUCUCCUAAGGUACCAGCCUGAUCAUGCACAAACUGGAGCCUUCGGGCGAGCGUCUGUCCGUGUCAUGACUGUACAUCGGCGGCCCUUGAGGAAAGAGGCCUCGGUCUUCAGGAAGGAAUGCGAGCGCCUACGGACAGAGAACGAGAAUCAAUCUUGGCUCUUGGAUGCUCUUGGCGCAAAAGGCUUCUUCGCAAAUAGCUGCAGCGCAGUGUUCUUCUAUGAUCUUCUAUAUGCUCUUCCUUCACCACAACUGUUUGAUCAGUCACAUCAUCCUUUCCGUGUGAAAGUGUUUGGCGGAUCCAAAGCUUUCUCGGAGGAGAGAGACUUGUGGCACUUGGCGCAGCAAAUUCGGCCCAAGCGCAUUCCAGAAGAACCUUGUAUUCAGCGGACUUGGCUUGACGGGAUGCCAACCGUUCUGCCAACCCCAUCACCUCUCGAGACUCACAUCGAGGAUGCCUUGAAGCCUUUUGACGACUUGCAAGCCUGCGACACAGUUGGCGGCAUUUUUGUGGCCGUCCUGUGUGUCUUGUCUCUGGCAGUGUGCUUGUUUGGCUACCGUAUCUACAAGUUUGCUUUUGUGGUCUUUGCCUUCCUGGUCAGUUUUGGAAUCGAAGCCGCUGUUGGCUCUGCUUGGCUGGCCAGCAACCCUGAGCCAAACGGCGUGACAGAGAAGGUGAUCAUUCUGGUGUGCUCCAUCCUCUGGGGAACGCUUUUCCUUGUCCUCGCACAGCGAUACCGUGACACCAUUGAGCAGAUUUUGGGCUUUGUCUUCGGCAUUUGUCUUGGCCUUGUCUUCACCAUCGCCGUGCUCUACAUUCUGCAGAAGCCAUUGGACUCAGCCCUGGGUUCUCAGUACCAGGGCUGGGAGAACUUCGCAGGCAUCACGCUUGGCGUCCCAAUUGCUCUUUUGGCCGGCUACAUCUGCAGGAAUUGGGUCAUGAUUCUGGUCAUGGCGGUGACCGCAUUGGUUGGAGCGGCUGCUGCUUGGCGCUGGGGCAGGGCAUUGAUCGGAUGCACGGAGCAGGCAGACUCGAGCAUUUUGGACAACCACUUUGUCAAUUUGGUGAUCUUCGUAGGCCGAGUCAAAGGCGGAGUCUCGCACAAUCGAUACUGCUUCCUGACAGACUUUGAUGUCCACUUAGUGAGCUUCACGCCUGUGAGUCUGGCUCGAGCUAGUUCUUGGUGUACAGACAUGGCUGCGCCCGAUGAGCUUGUGGCGUUGAAUGACCGCUUAGAAGGGAGCAAGGAGGCUCGUGGUGUUCGUGGUGGUUUGGGACGUGUCAAGGGGUCCCAGCAAGGGCCUUGGGGCCAGGGAUUCUUCGCAGCAGCCGGAGCCAAAUGGACACCUGCUGGGGAAGACCCUUUGUACCGUCGUUUCACUCGUGGCCCUGUUCUCGGGGCUGCCAAUAUGGAAGAAGCUGAAGCGCAAAUCUGGAAAGCACAUGCCGAAGCUGCUCUGCUUGAAGCUGGUGGCCAAUUGACAUGGCAAAACUUACGGGAUCAGGUUGUAGAACGCCGCCGCCAAGACUUUGCAGAAGGAGAUGUGCCAGACACUGCUCUGUGGCCAUACUUGGCUCUUGCGCAUGUCCCGAAGGAAUGUCUUAGUGAGAAGGAUGCCUUUGUUAGACUCAAUGAGUCAAAGCGUUCCAUGCGCCAAGUGAUCUCUCACAGUGCUUGGCACAGGCUUGACCGGCCCAGCCCUUCCACCAACAAAGUGAAACAGGAUGAAACAGGCUUAGGACAACUUCCCGCAAAACUCCGUAGUGAUGGCAUAAUGGGCGUGUCUUGUAGCAACUGCGGUUGCAAUGAGGAACCAAAUGAUGCAAAGAUCCUGCAGACCGCAGCUGUUUGCAACACGACAUGUGAGGACUCCCUGGAUGACAUGGUGGUUGAGAAAACAAUCUCAACGAAGCAGCUGGAAGUCGAAUUUGAACUGCCAGAUGGCUCUGUCAGAGUGAUCCGCUUUACUCGACGACCCCUUGGCUUGGACUUCAACAGGCACAUGCCCAUCACCAUGAAACACGUGAGACCAGGUAGCCACGCUGACAACUUGGGAGUAGAGCAAGGCUGGCGGAUUCGGUCUCUACAUGGCUAUGCUGUCACCCAACUUGCCUUCCAGGAUGUCUACCGGGCCCUGAGGGAGUCAUCGGAGUCUGCCAGGGUGCUGGAGCUGUUUGGUUUCACCUCAUCAUGCAGACAUGAACGGAAAGUGCUUGUGAAAGCACAGCCACCACGCACACGCAAACGGCGGCCUGUGAGAGCUACCGGU
This is a messenger RNA of Cladocopium goreaui, 5757 nucleotides long. The record is from the annotation of a GenBank genome assembly. Lineage: Eukaryota; Dinophyceae; Suessiales; Symbiodiniaceae.